AUGUCUUCGCCUCGCGCCAUCCUCAGCCUGGCUUCUUUGACCCUCCUUCCAUUUUCCGCUGUUGCCCGCAGUGUCGGACCUUUUAUGCUACCAAGACAGGCCAACACAACUAUCUCUGACGGUCUGAUCCACCCUGAGAAACUGUCAUUCAGCGUCGACUGGUUGCAAUCCGCCGAGGGCGACUAUGGCCAUGUCGACGGUUUGCUGGACGGAUUCCAUUACCUGAUGACUCGGGACGGGAAGCCAGGGAACGACCCUAACAGUUGCGGCCGGAUUAGCUGCUCUGCUGAUACCACGAUCCAGUGGUGUAUUAAGGACGCGAACAAUCGCAAAGAACUUGACUCCUACCAAGUCACUGCGCGAGCGGUCAUGGAGAUCUUCAAACAAAAGUCCUGUUGGCAGAGCUUCGACGGUGACAACUACAUGGAUGCCUGGAUCAAGGGGGAGGCUCACGUCGAAGGCUCACGUCGAUGGCCAGGAUUGGAGUGUCAAGGUGAUCCACGAGGGGUGUUCAGUGCUGGCGCCUGA
Sordaria macrospora k-hell is the source of this 528-nucleotide messenger RNA. RefSeq lists its product as uncharacterized. The record is from RefSeq and is a predicted model, not a curated record. NCBI's taxonomy places the organism in Eukaryota, Fungi, Ascomycota, Sordariomycetes, Sordariales, Sordariaceae.